Molecule: messenger RNA, 874 nt
Organism: Fukomys damarensis (Damara mole-rat)
Lineage: Eukaryota; Metazoa; Chordata; Mammalia; Rodentia; Bathyergidae
Gene: Spaca3
Product: sperm acrosome associated 3
Exons: 5
Coding region: 304-798 (164 amino acids)
Biological process (GO): fusion of sperm to egg plasma membrane involved in single fertilization
Cellular component (GO): acrosomal vesicle; sperm flagellum
Molecular function (GO): lysozyme activity
Source: RefSeq, a predicted model, not a curated record
CUCCCCCACUGUCCUCUUACCGCCUGUAUCCUGGUACCCAGCAGUAUUUCAGGGACGUCCUGAGCUGAAGCAGAGAUUUGGGUCACGGCUGCGGCUGUUGUUGUCAUCACCACCUCAGCUCUUGUGGGGAGGACCCUUGAUCAUUGAGGUCCCUGUGCCCUCAUCCUAGAGCUGUUAACCUGGCUUGGGCUGGCUCGAGAGGAGUAGCUAUCUGUGAGUGGAGGACCAGGUUUGGUGAGCUGCCCUCCGUCCCAAAGCUCCGCUCUGAGCCUGGGUGUCUUGGACUCCACCUCUGCCACCCAUAUGGAAGCCAGAAGGAGCUGGGCUCCCAGAAGUUGGCUGUGUCCACCUGUGAUGACGUUGCUGGUCCUCUCCUCUCUGCUCAGCUGUCUGGUCACCUGCGGUGAGGCCAAGGUCUACAGUCGCUGUGAGCUGGCCAGAGUGCUCCGGGACUUCGGCCUGGAUGGCUACCGGGGAUAUAGCCUGGCUGACUGGGUCUGCCUUGCUUACUUCACAAGUGGCUUCAACACAGGUGCUGUGGACCACGAGGCAGACGGAAGCACCAACAAUGGCAUCUUCCAGAUCAACAGCCGGAAGUGGUGCAAAAAUCUCAUCCCGGAUUCCUCCAACCGGUGCCGGGUGUACUGUUCUGACCUGCUGAACCCUAACCUCAAGGAUACUGUUAUCUGUGCCAUGAAGAUUGUCCAAGAGCCCCAGGGUCUGGGCUACUGGGAGACCUGGAGGCAUCAUUGCCAGGGCAAGGAGCUGAGCGACUGGGUGGAUGGCUGUGACUUCUAGGACCCUCUGGAUGCACAGCAUUCUGGGAAAUGUGUCCCAGACUUGGGAAGACAAACCAAUUAAUAAAAUAUAGUUU